Messenger RNA from Peromyscus californicus insignis, 1220 nucleotides. RefSeq names its product RAD9-HUS1-RAD1 interacting nuclear orphan 1 (gene Rhno1). The coding region runs from base 217 to 933 and encodes 238 amino acids. Lineage: Eukaryota; Metazoa; Chordata; Mammalia; Rodentia; Cricetidae. The record is from RefSeq and is a predicted model, not a curated record. The transcript has 3 exons. Gene Ontology annotation, cellular component: nucleus; chromosome. Gene Ontology annotation, biological process: cellular response to ionizing radiation; recombinational repair; DNA damage checkpoint signaling.
AUGAACUGACUGAGGCGCGGUCUAAGAUCUGUUACCCAUGACACAGAAGGGAGGGAAACCUUCGAAGCAGAUAGAAUAAUCACCAAAGGCGGCUUUGCCUCGGGGAGGCCUGCUUUUGUUUCUUCUCUACAGGAAUGAUUUGCAGCUGGACCCCGACCCAGACCAGGAAGGCAACCUGCAUCAUGUGGUUACUAAUUGCUCUUCAUUUACCUAUUGAUGCCUCCCAAAAAGAGACUCCAAAGACAGUCCCGCAAAGCCCAGCUGCUAUUCCACCAACAGCCACUGGAGGGCCCCAAACACCAUUAUGACUCUCUCCAGCAGCCCAUUACCCACACUGUACAGGUGCCCAGCAAGCCCAUUGAUCAGGGCACCAUCACAUCCUGGGUAUUACCUCAGUUUGAUACAAAAGCUGAAAGCCAGUUUCCAGCACACCGGAAACAUCGUCCCCGAGACCAGGCAAGGCACUUAACUCGGAGAUCUACCUGUAAGUUCCCACGUCUAACCUUCGAGAGUCCACCAUCUUCCAGUUCAGAGACAUUGUUGAUAUCCUUGAACAGAGAAGAGCCCUGUCAAGCAGAAAAGGACACUCCCAGAAGGCCUUUAGUGCCACUGCUCAGUCCCCAGAGCUGUGGGGAACUGUCAGGGCAUGCACUUCAAAGCUUAUCUCACGUGUUCAUGCCCCCUGAUAUCCAGACCCCGGGAUCAUCUGUGAGAGAAGAUCCCGUUUCCCCAGAUCAGAAGGAAAACAGCCUUGCAGGAUGCAUCUUUGGCCCUACAACUCCCAACAGCCCAGAGCCUGGGCCUGUUCUGGUUAAGGACACCCCUGAGGAGAAGUAUGGGAUAAAGGUCACAUGGAGACGCAGAAGGCACCUGUUUGCUUACCUUAAGGAGAAAGGGAAGCUGGACAAGAGCCAGUUCCUUGUGAAGAUCUGACUGGAUGUCACAGACUUCAGUUCAUCUCAAAGCUGCUGAUGGUCGUCGUCUCUAAAGUCUCUUCUCUGGCUUGAAAGGAUGAAAUGGAGUGGACACCAACAGGAGGGAGACUUAGCCGGAGGCCUGGAGUUGGAAGUCGGUUUCUAGAUUGGCUUUUUAAGCCACCUCAUAUCGAGAAGAGUUGAAUUUAGUGUCAUGAACUGCUGGUAUUUUACUCAUACGAACUGUUUAAACCUCUAAAGUAUCUUGUACUGUUUACAAUGUUUGUAAAUAAAUGGCUGCCCCGA